UCCGUCGCCUCGCUCGCUCGACGUUCCCUGCUCUCAGAACCAAGUCAUACUUGUAUUCCCGCCCCUUCGCCACCGUCGUCACCGUCGUCCGCCCAAGCUGGCGCCCACUCUUCUCUCCGUCUUUACCAACAGACUGGGCAAGUCCAGAUCACAUUCCCCUUCCCCACAACCAGGCGGUUCCCCUGCGUCUAUCUCUCAGGGCCUCCCCAUGGGCCAGCAGCAGUCAUCGUCGUCCAAAAAGUCCAAGAAGAGCGGGAAGGACAAGGACAGAGAAGGCUCGUCUUCCGACCCCACCGUGAACGAUGCCGCCACCAACGACGACACGUCCCAGGCAAGCCUCUCGCACGCUACCGGCGCAGGUACGGCCAAGGCUGCGAACGGAACGGACUCUGCUGCCCAGGGUAACCCCUCCAUCAACGUCUCCAACGCUGACGGCGACCACAUGUCGCGCGUAGCCAGUCGCUCUUCCACCACCAACAAUCACAACUCCUCGUCCGCCCCAACCGACGCGCCUUCCCCCGCUCCAUCCUCCGCACCAGCACCGAACAACAACUCGACAGGCCACUCCAACAAACCUCCCCCUCUCGAUAUCCCUGCCACCCAGACCAUCCUCACACAUUCUGGCUCUCUGACCUCGGGCUCGGCAGGAAGCUCCAUGCCCCUAGGCGAGUCACUCGGCUCUGCCGGCAUUAGUGCCGCCAAGGAGAAGCUCAAGUCGUUCGAUAUUGACGACAUGAUCCAGCGACUGCUCGACGUCGGCUACACUGGCAAAGUCAGCAAGUCGCUCUGUCUCAAGAACGUCGAGAUUGCCGCUAUCUGCCAGGCCGCCCGGGAGGUCUUCCUCAGUCAGCCGACCCUCAUCGAGCUCUCUCCGCCCGUGAAGAUCGUCGGUGACGUGCACGGGCAAUAUUCAGACCUUAUCCGACUGUUUGAAAUGUGCGGCUUCCCUCCAGCGGCGAAUUAUCUCUUCCUGGGAGACUACGUCGAUCGAGGAAAGCAGAGUCUGGAGACGAUAUUGCUCUUGCUCUGCUACAAGAUCAAGUACCCCGAGAACUUCUUCCUUCUUCGAGGCAACCACGAAUGCGCGAAUGUCACCCGAGUGUAUGGCUUCUACGACGAGUGCAAACGACGGUGUAACAUCAAGACUUGGAAGACUUUCAUAGACGUGUUCAACUGCCUCCCUAUCGCUGCAAUUGUCGCCUCCAAGAUCUUCUGUGUUCACGGUGGUCUCUCACCGUCGCUACAGUCAAUGGAUGACAUCAAGGCGCUUCAGCGACCGACGGACGUUCCCGACUACGGCUUGCUCAACGAUCUGCUAUGGUCCGACCCAUCAGAUACGGCAGUGGAGUGGGAAGACAACGAACGAGGGGUCAGCUACUGUUUCGGAAAGGCCAUCAUCAACGACUUCCUGGUGCGGUACGAUAUGGAUCUGAUCUGUCGGGCGCACAUGGUAGUAGAGGACGGGUAUGAGUUCUGGAACGAUCGGACGUUGGUUACGGUGUUCAGCGCACCGAAUUACUGCGGAGAGUUCGACAAUUAUGGAGCGUGUAUGAGCGUUUCUGAGGAUCUCCUAUGUGCUUUCGAGUUGCUGAAGCCGCUCGACGGGCCUGCUCUCCGAAAGGAGAUGACCAAGGCCAAGCGGAAAAGCAUGAUGAAUGCUGCCUAGUAAACCGCGAAGACCACACCAUUCGACCGAGAGCGAGCUAUACGAAUAUAAUCGAACGCGGCGUGCUGAGAUCAGGAGACGCGAGUCAACGGUGUGGUUCAUACCGAGUUUGAGGGCGCGUGAGAGCACUACGCGGAACGAAAGGGGCUGUCCUCAGGGCCUGGUAGGUGGGGCGGAUAUUCUGAACGGAUCGGCAGAGCAACUGGCCGCUGGCCAGGUGGGUGCAACAUCGCUUUUUUUUCCCACUCAGAGGUCUUUCCGUCACUGUCGCGAUAUUUCGGCGGCGCAUACACUUUAGUCGUUCUUUUUCUGCCCCUAAUUAUUCUCCUGAUUUUUCUCUGCCAUUUCUGCUGUUUUUUCGCAACGAACGAUGAUGAUGACGAAGUUACCCUGUGUUCGACCCGUUUAGGCAUCCGCUUUUCCAAGACGACUGUGACCAUCCUUGUUUAUUUCUGGAUCCUUAUUUUUUACUGUCCAUACACACACACCUAUACGCAGCUACCAUGCACUUACCCAUUCUGCCCUCCAGCGGCGAGCUCACCGCAGCCCGUCCCGCUUUUCGCCCAUCUUGCCGUUACCUUGCGGUUCCCACACAGCCGCCGCGCUGCGUACAUUGGUUCCAACCCUUGUGAUCCAGUGAAGGUUCUUGCCGUUGCUACGUGUGAUCAACCGAUCUUGGGCGACUUUCCUUCCUUUCACCUUUUCCACUCCAUCUCCAAGUCAACUCGUUUUUGACUGUCGCCGUAUCAUCGUUAUUAUCGUACAUCUGUUUCUCCACUCACUUCUUCAACUUGUCCCUCACCCAUAUAUUCCUGUCCUUCGUUCCAUCCUGUCCAUCUCGAUCCUC
Messenger RNA from Stereum hirsutum FP-91666 SS1, 2513 nucleotides. RefSeq names its product Metallo-dependent phosphatase. Gene Ontology annotation, molecular function: protein serine/threonine phosphatase activity. Gene Ontology annotation, cellular component: nucleus; cytoplasm. Lineage: Eukaryota; Fungi; Basidiomycota; Agaricomycetes; Russulales; Stereaceae. The coding region runs from base 656 to 1666 and encodes 336 amino acids. The record is from RefSeq and is a predicted model, not a curated record. The transcript has 5 exons.